AUGAAUUCAACUUUGGAACCUUCAACAUGGGGAUUUAAUGUAUUUUAUGGAAUGUCUAUUGUAACUCUUCCAUUGUAUUUUAUUAUUUUAGUUUGUCUUGUACGUCUUCGGCAGGUUUCAAAAAGUUAUAGAACAACAUUUUAUUCAUUGUUAUUGCAACAUUGUAUUGCCGAUAUAAUCUCAAUGCUUGGGUACAUUGCACUCACUCCUGCCCGUGAAAUAUCUGUAAUUAGACAAUUUUAUUUUGACUAUCAGGAAUAUUACAUUGCUGCCGCAACGUAUAACAUUAUAUAUGUCUCACUCUACAUUCGUUGCAUUGGAAUUUUGCUUUUAUCUCUUCAAAGAUAUUUUGUUAUCACCUCUCCACAUUCAAAUUUAACAAUUAAAAUCCAAACAUCUGCGAGCUGGAAAGUUGUCCUUGUGUACUGGAUUUUACCACUUUUGUUGAGUGUUAUAGUGCUGAAAGACAGUGAUAUGUACUUCAAUGACGUGGUUGAUAUGAACGUGAUCAUUGAAAAAUCUAUCACACAGAGAAACACAACAAUGGCUUUGCUUGUUGUGUCAUUUGUUUGUAUUAUAAGCUCUUUUGCAUACGGAGCCUUAUUUUUCUUUAUUCGAAAAAACACUCGUAUUUUAUCCAGAAGCCUUCGUAGAGAAGUUCGUCUCGCGUUUCAAGUUUUUGUUCUGCUUUUCGCAUUCUUUGCUAUUCUAAUUUUCUAUGCAAUUCUUAAUUAUUGUUCAAGAGCUCAAAUGACCGCUGAAAUGUUCUAUCUACGUACGAUUUAUCCAAUGUUAAGCGGAUUUUUAUCGUAUAUGAACCCAUAUUGUAUUCUCCUUUUGAAUCAUGAUCUUGCUCGACAAGUCGUCAAGUCUGUUAGUUGUAAAGAAUACGAAAAUAGCGAAGUUCAAGUUUCCGGAAUUUUGUCAAAUUCUACAAAACAGCAGUUACCAACAACUGCACGACCGAGUAGAAUUUCUAAUGAAAACAGACGGACUGUGAUUAAUUAA
Messenger RNA from Caenorhabditis elegans, 1008 nucleotides. It is a transcript of the gene srv-26, whose product is annotated as G-protein coupled receptors family 1 profile domain-containing protein. NCBI's taxonomy places the organism in Eukaryota, Metazoa, Nematoda, Chromadorea, Rhabditida, Rhabditidae. Gene Ontology annotation, biological process: signal transduction; G protein-coupled receptor signaling pathway. Bases 1 to 1008 code for a protein of 335 amino acids. Gene Ontology annotation, molecular function: G protein-coupled receptor activity. Gene Ontology annotation, cellular component: membrane. The record is from RefSeq and is marked reviewed. The transcript is spliced from 8 exons.